AACAUUCAAGAGAAAAGAUUGAUGAUUAACGUAAUUGGAGUCUAUUGUGCCAUGUAUGCUGUCAAAUAUGCACUAGCAUGUACCCCACAUAUUUUGGCUAUUAGCAGUUAGCUAAUGUAAUGCGUAUCGCAGCCCGGUGCCAUACAGAUUCAGCCAACGCGUUAGCUAACUUAGCAGCAGCACCGGCUUGGUGAGGACGAACAACAACUGCAUCACAUCAUUGAGUUGGACUCAGUUUUCUGCCAGCUAGCGAGUAAACGCGUUACUUGUUAGCUAGCAUAGCCAAUCUCUGUAUACUGUCAGAUUAAAAUCUGGGCUCUCCGUAUUAGCGUAGUCGGGUUCGCAGACAUACAAGACUGGAAAGAUGUAUCAACUCCCUGUGAACAACCUUACUAGGAUACGAAGAGCGAGAAAACAGGUGAAGAAGGCGCUUAGCGACAUUGGACUGGAGUACUGCAAGGAACAAGCAGAGGACCUCAAAGAAUUUUGCCCAGAUGAGAACUAUGUGAAAAAUACUGUUGGCCUGGAACUUUGUUCAUGGGAUUCAUCAUUCUCCAAAACACAGGAGUACCGGUCAAAACCUUUCUGCUGCACAGAGUGUCACUUCUCUUCCAAGUACUACUCAGGCUACAAGAACCACUUCCGAAAUGUUCACAGGCACAACUUUGAGAACCGCAUCUUGCUCAAUUGUCCUUACUGCACCUUCACGGCAAGCAAGAAGACUAUGGAAACACACGUGAAGGUCUUCCACAUAUCCAGUGCGGCGCGUCAGGGUCUGGGAUCCUACCAGGGGUCUGCUGUGGGGCCUAAUAACAAAGUGGAGAGGGCAAUGUACUAUUGCAAGAAAUGUACUUACCGGGACCCUCUGUACAACGUUGUGCGACGGCACAUCUACAGGGAGCACUUCCAGCAUGUGGUCUCACCCUAUGUUGCCAUGGUCUCAGAAACGUCAGUCAAAAAUGGAGCCAAUGCAGUCAAUGGCAACAACAUUCUCUGUAAACGCUGUCAGUUCUCAACCCGUAGCUAUGAGGCGCUAGUGCAGCAUGUAAUUGAAUAUCAUGAGCGCAUUGGCUCUCAGGUGACAACCAUGAUCGGACAUGCUAAUGUUGUGGUGUCCAGGCCCCAAAGCUAUGGGAUAGCUCAAAAGGGUGCUGUGAUGACUGGGGGUCGUACCCUGACAUCUGAACAGGUCAGUCAUAUGGUGGGGGCCCAUCUAAAGCAGGGGCCUUCUGGACUGAAGAAUAUGACCAGUCAGUCCUCUGUGGUUGGCCAGCGUUUGUCCAUUCCUGGCAAUACUGGUUUGGGAGAAGGCAGGGUGUCCUCCUUAUCCAAUAAUCUAACAUCACCCUCAGGAAUGCAGGUAUCUGGUACCAAUGCUAGUCUUACAUCCCAAACACAGAAGUGGAAGAUAUGCACGGUCUGCAAUGAGCUCUUUCCUGAAAAUCUGUACAGUGCUCAUUUUGAGAAAGCACACAAGGCUAAGAAGGUAUGGGCAAUUGCUAAGUACAUCAUGAAGAUCCACAACUUCACUAGUAAGUGUUUGCUUUGCAACCGAUAUCUGCCCAGUGACACAUUGCUAAACCACAUGCUCAUCCAUGGACUAACCUGCCCACAGUGUCAUGCCAGCUUCAAUAAUGUGGAGAAAAUGCUGGAUCAUGUGGGGCAGGCUCACUCAGAUGAUUUUGUUGGUCCUCCAGCCUCUUCCCCGCUUACGUUUGACCUCACGAUUGGGCAGGCUAAAAACAAGAUCAUACAGCUCAUAGUUAUAACCUAUAACAUGAAGGAACCUGUUGCUGCCCAGGAGCAGUCAAUGGCUUCCCAUACUCAGAACAGCUUCCAAACUACACUGAGGGGUUUAUCUUCAAAGAUGCCAGAAAGAAAGAAUGACAUGCUGGCCAGAAGUCAAGCCACUGUGUCUGGCAGCAAUGAGGUUGGCAAAACCCUUUGCCCACUGUGUUUUACCAUCCUAAAGGGUCCCAUCUCCGAUGCAUUGGCACAACAUCUGAGGGAACGACACCAAGUGCUUCAGACAAUGCACCCUGUUGAGAAGAAGAUGACCUACAAGUGCAUCCAUUGUUUGGGUGUGUACACUAGCAACAUGGUGGCCUCCACGAUCACUUUGCACCUUGUGCAGUGCCGAGCUGUGGGCCUGGCCCAGAAAGGCUUGGGACCAAAGUCUUCCUUGACGCUCAACUCGUCUGGUGCAGGUUUCUUGAAGCGUCAGCCACCCACCCAAACCAUGUCUGACUCCAAGAGGAUGAAGAUGAACAAUGAUGUUGGAUUUUCCCCCAUGACUAUGAACAAGCCAGGGCAGGCUACUGAUCUAGUUUUGGACCCCAGAAGCUAUGAGCACAAAACGUACGAGGCACGAAAAGCCUUCCUUACAGCCUAUUUCAAUCGUCGCCCUUAUAUAACCUCACAGGAAGAGCAGAAGCUUUCUACGAGCCUGUGGCUCUGGAAAUCUGACAUUGCCAGUCACUUCGCUAAUCGACGAAGAUCGUGUGAGAAAGACUGUGAGACCAGGAAAUGGAAGGUGCUACUUGGCUUUGACAUGCAGGCACUGAAGGGAGUGAAGCAUGACAUGGACUUCGAGGAGAAAACCAAGGUCCUUGUCACCUCUGUUGAGAAGGCCUUUAAGUCUAAGCCAGCACUUAACACAGACCAAAACAAGCAAUGCGAGACAAUUAACUGUACCCUCAAGCUAAGUACUUACACAGAACCCAUAUCUAUUGACUCAUCUGAUAGUGAGUCAGAACAAGAAAACUGUUCAAUUGAGAAUGGGAAAGUUGACACACCAAAAUCUGUGGAUGUCGCUUCACAAGAGAAGUCAAACCUACCAGAAGAAAUCUCUACAAGCAUUGAUGGGCCAAGAGAGGAGAUGGGCACUUACCAAGAUGCCUGGACUGCUUUCUGUUAGUCUACUACAAACUCUUUAGGCCAAAAAAAAGGUGCCUUCAUUUGGGAACAUGAUGCGUCAAUUUCAGAGAGCAGUCUAAAUGACCUGCAUUACAGGUGAAGUAAAGUUUGAUGUGCAGGCAAUCCUUACUGUGCAGUUCUUUGGAUAUAGGGAAGGAAUUAAAAACUGACAGGACAAAUGAAGACAUCAAAGUGUGGGAUGCACAUUUUAAGUGAACAAAAACUAAGAAAUUAGAAAGUACAAUUAUGGAGAAAUACAGUUAGGUGCAGAAAUAAUUGGACACUGACAAAAUUUUCAUAAUUUUCGCAACUGAGAAUCAAUUCAAGUGCAGACUUUCAGCUUUAAAUAAAGGGGUUGAACAAAAAUAUUGUAUGAACAGUUUAGGAAUUAAUUUUUUUUUAUAUACACAGUCCCCUUAUUUCAGGGGUUUAAAUGUAAUUGGGCAAAUUAAUAUGAUCAUGAAUAAAAUGUAUUUUUAAUACUUUGUCGAGAAUCCUUUGCAGGCAAUGACUGCUUGAAGUCUGGAACCUAUGGACAUCA
This is a messenger RNA of Esox lucius (northern pike), 3457 nucleotides long. It is a transcript of the gene adnpa, whose product is annotated as activity-dependent neuroprotector homeobox a. Bases 365 to 2917 code for a protein of 850 amino acids. The transcript is spliced from 4 exons. Gene Ontology annotation, biological process: regulation of gene expression. The record is from RefSeq and is a predicted model, not a curated record. Gene Ontology annotation, cellular component: nucleus. Gene Ontology annotation, molecular function: DNA binding. Lineage: Eukaryota; Metazoa; Chordata; Actinopteri; Esociformes; Esocidae.